Messenger RNA from Platichthys flesus (European flounder), 1199 nucleotides. Its product is annotated as histone H4. The record is from RefSeq and is a predicted model, not a curated record. Gene Ontology annotation, biological process: nucleosome assembly. NCBI's taxonomy places the organism in Eukaryota, Metazoa, Chordata, Actinopteri, Pleuronectiformes, Pleuronectidae. Gene Ontology annotation, cellular component: nucleosome. Gene Ontology annotation, molecular function: structural constituent of chromatin; protein heterodimerization activity; DNA binding. The coding region runs from base 87 to 398 and encodes 103 amino acids. The transcript has a single exon.
UCUUCUAUCAGGUCCUCAGUCAGCCUAUGAAUGGCUGUGGUUCCGCGGAGCGGGGCAUUGACUAGAUCUCAUCUUACUGAAGAAAGAUGUCUGGACGAGGAAAGGGAGGAAAAGGCCUCGGUAAAGGAGGCGCAAAGCGUCACCGCAAAGUUCUCCGUGAUAACAUCCAGGGAAUUACCAAGCCCGCCAUCCGCCGCCUGGCUCGCCGUGGCGGAGUGAAGCGUAUCUCCGGUCUGAUCUACGAGGAGACCCGCGGCGUGUUGAAGGUUUUCCUUGAGAACGUGAUCCGCGAUGCUGUCACCUACACCGAGCACGCCAAGAGGAAGACCGUCACCGCCAUGGACGUGGUGUAUGCUCUGAAGAGACAGGGUCGCACUCUGUACGGCUUCGGCGGAUAAACUUACUUUCCAACAGGCCAACAACACAACGGCUCUUUUAAGAGCCACACACUUCGACAAAGAGAGCUCAUAUCCUCUGCUUAUCAACAAUAACUUGUUAUCCGAGUAGAUGUCUUACAUUGUCAAGAUUCCGAAGUUAUUUCAUGACAAAACAUCAAAUAAUAACAUUAUAAAUCGUAGUUUCCUCUUUAAUUCCAAAUUUGUAAGUGCCACUUGAAAAACAGUUUGUUCAUACUGUUAUUUAUAUAUACAUGUGUCGAUAUACUGUAGUAACAGCAGGCAGCCGGCAGACUGAGCUGCUCUCCAGAUACCGGAACAACGUCCACUACCAGUUGAACUCUCUUACAUGUCUGGUCAGAAGCUUUGUUUUCCAGUAGCUCAGCUUCUCUCGUUUUAUUGCAGCUUCUUGUCUGUUCUGAGUUUGGAAAAUGAGCUAUGGAGCUGCAUACACUUGAUCAGUUGAACAUUAAGUUGAGUAAAAAACUGUUUAAAUCUGUUUUCAGGAACAGGGACAGAGCUGUUUGAUUAGGUGCUGCACCUGAUCAGUUUUUUGCUUUGAAUGGAUGUUGAGGCGCAGAGCGCAGCCGCUUUACGCUUCAAGUCUGUGUAGAAACCCACAUAGUUGAAAAACGAGUAACCCCCUGUAUCUACAUAACUAUGACAUCAACAACAAUCUGGCCACAAAUUAAGGUAGUUACAUUAUUCAUUCCAUCUUUCACUCAAGCAUGUGGAGAGAGUGGUAAGACAACCAGAAAAACUGAAAUGUUGGUCAAGCUCAAUAAAUUCAUCAUGUUACAACAA